Messenger RNA from Closterium sp. Yama58-4, 3174 nucleotides. The record is from the annotation of a GenBank genome assembly. Lineage: Eukaryota; Viridiplantae; Streptophyta; Zygnematophyceae; Desmidiales; Closteriaceae.
AUGCCGCCCUUCCUAUAUGGGCGGGGCCCGCAGGGAUGGCAGUGGGUGCUUCGACAGCUGGCUUGGGCGAGCCAUGGAGGGGGGAAUGGUAGCGGCAAGGGGAGGCAGGGGGAAGCAGCAGAGGGAGGGAAGGCACGAGAGGGGAGGACCGGAGAGGAGCAGGUGGGGAAGGAGGGCAGAUGGGCUCACAAUAGGGUAUGGCACUGGUUGGGGGGGAAGAGUGCAGUGGGGCGAGGGAGGGGACUUAGAGCGCAGCAGGCGAUGCGGCAUGGGUUGCAUGGGGAACAUGGGGAAUUGGAAAGACAUGGGGAAUGGGAAGGACAUGGGGAAUAUGCGGGGAUCGAGCCUGACUUGGCACAUGUGGUGGAUGGCACGGGUGCUGCCUCUGCUAUCCGCAUUGACCCUCAGUAUGACUCGGUGAAAGAAGCCGAGCGGGCGCGGGGGAGUGCGGAGCAGGGCAGGGGAGUGGGUGGGGAAGGGGAGGGGGAGAGGGGGGGGAGUGGGAGGUGGAUGGCGCUGCCAGCUGUGCGGGGUGCCACGUGGCAUGGGCAGGUGAAUGAGAUGCUGCUGCGCGGGGAAGUGGGGGAAUCGGGGAAGGAACAGGGGGAGGGACGGGAGGAGGAACUGGGGAAGGAAGGGGCUAAUGGGGAGAAUGGGGUGGGGGUGAGAGGGCAGGAGGAGGAGGAGGGGGGAGAGAUUGCGUGGGAGUGGGAGAGGAUAGGGGGAGAGCCAACAGUGGCACAUCUGCGAUGGCACCUGCCCAUGUGCCAUGGGCCCGAAGGCGAGCACCCUUGUCUCAUGCGUCGCAUCCGCCCCGGCAUCUGCCCGUGCGAGCACGCCCACGCCUCCCGCCGCUCCUCCCUCCCCUCCGCCCCCUUCCGCGCUGGCCCCUACUUCGCCUGCUCCCCUGACCCUCCGCCUCCCCCUCCUCGCCCUGUACUUGAUAUAAGCAUGCCUAACACCUCGCUAUUGGCAAGAACGAGGACAAUAGGAGCAGUAGGAAGGGAAAGGAGAAGAGUGGGAGGGGAGGGACAGGAGGGAGGAGAGAAAGGGGAGAGGGGGAACGGAGGGACUGAGGGGGGACAAGGCGAGGAAGGGGAGGUGGAGGUGGUGCGGGCAUGGGGGUUGGAGGAGGUGGUGGGGGAGGUGGCGGAUGGGAACAAGGCAAUAGUGCUUGUGGCGGCCACUCACCACUAUGCCUCCAUGCUCCUCAGCUUCGCUUGCAUGCUACGUCGUCUCUCAGUACCCAACCUACUAGUAGCAGCCCUCGACCCCACCGCCUACCGCAUCGCUCUUCUGCACGCCCUCCCAGUUUUCUACGACAACACCACUGCUGCAGCAGCAGCGGCGCUACCACCCGGGUCACAUGGACCAGGGGCGGAUGAAGCAGGCCCAGAGGCGUGUCCCUUCAACAGCCAUUGCUUCCGGCACUACACGAAGCUCAAGAGCCGUGCUGUGCUGCGCGUGCUGCGGUUGGGCUAUGCGGUGCUGUGGAACGAUGUGGACGUGGUGUGGUUUGAGAAUCCAAUGCCGCUGCUGUGGCAGUAUGGAGAGGGGGUGCUGGCAAUACAGAGCAACGAGCCCGACCCCUCGCUCCCAGCCAACUCUAUCCGGCGCAUCAACAGCGGCUUCUACCUCGCUCGCCCCGACCCUCUUACCAUCGCUGCUCUCACCGCCGUGGUCAAGCAUGCGGCACACUCACGGCUGUCGGAGCAACCUUCUUUUUAUGAUGUGCUGUGUGGGGAGCACGGGGAGCGACGGGUGAGUGGCUUGUUCUGUUUGCUGUCAUUGCUCGUACUCGCACUUCUGUUCUCCCUAACUUGUGCUGCCUUCACUCUCACCGCUGUGGUGAAGCAUGCGGCACAUUCUCGGCUGUCGGAGCAACCUUCUUUUUAUGAUGUGCUGUGUGGGGAGCACGGGGAGCGACGGGUGGGCUCUGACGCGUGCCAGUGGACCAAUGGCCUGCGAGUAGUCUUCCUGCCACGUCAGCAGUUUCCCAACGGGGCAGUUUACCAGCUGUGGGGGCCCAGGGAAGGAGAUGCUGGCAGUGGGCAAGGGGAGGUGGUAUCUGGUGCUGUUGGCCAGGGGGAGGUGGUAUCUGCUGGGAGUGCAAGUGCAAGGGAGGAGUGUGAAAGAAGAGGGUGUGUGAUUCUACACAAUAACUGGAUCGCAGGCUACGAUUCGAAGGUGUCUCGGAUGAAGAGCCAUAAACUAUGCGCGGCGGAGGUGCGACUAGACGCCGCGUUGCAGCGACUCCGCGCGCUCGACUCGAGCGUGCGGCCGUCGUCCAUCGUCGCCGUCGGUGACGCCCUUCCCAUUGGCGCCGAUGCAUCGUUCCUCAGGGGGCAUGGCACGAGGGAGGGCGAGGAGGGGCAGGUGUGCGCCACGGUGUGCGGCGUGGUGAAGCGAAUCAACCGCCUGCUCUCCGUGCAACCACUCAAAACCUGGUAUGUGGCGCAGACAGGGGACGUGGUGGUGGGCCGAGUGACAGAGCUCGCACCAAAGCGGUGGAAGCUGGCUGUGGGGUCGGCACAUGAAGCGCAGCUUAUGCUCUCCGCAAUUAACCUACCAGGGGGGGCGCAGAGGCGGCGCACAGCAGUGGAUGAGUUGAACAUGAGGAACAUCUAUGUGGAGGGGGACCUUGUCACGGCAGAGGUGCAGAGUGUGUUCCAUGAUGGCUCGGUGGUGCUGCACACCCGCAGCGAUAAAUACGGCAAGUUGUCAGGCGGUCUGCUAGUACACGUCCCCCCGUACCUCGUGAGGCGCCUGAAGCAGCAUUUCCACAUGCUCUCGCCCACUGGCCCACUCCUUGUCUUUGGCUGCAACGGCUGGUUAUGGGUUGGCCAACCGCCGCCCUCCACCUCCCCAUCUGGCUCAUCUGGGACCGCGGGUGAAGGGGCUAGCGGGGGUUAUGGUGGUAGUGGUGGUGGGAAAGGUGUGGCUGAGACGGUUGUGGGUGUGGAGGAACGGGAGAGGAUUUGUCGAGUGGCGGCGGCGAUUCGGGCGCUAGAGAGGGGAGGUCUGGCGGUUGAUCCGCCGGCGCUGGCGAGGGUGGUGGAGUGGAGCGUUGUGAUGGGCGUGUCGGUGGCGGAAAUGGGCGAUGAGGAUUUUGUUGCGACUGUUGUGGAAAAGGAGGUGGAAAAGAGGGAGGCCGAUGCAGCAGAAGGGAGCUGA